Brassica rapa (field mustard) is the source of this 2129-nucleotide messenger RNA. RefSeq names its product heavy metal-associated isoprenylated plant protein 1. Lineage: Eukaryota; Viridiplantae; Streptophyta; Magnoliopsida; Brassicales; Brassicaceae. Gene Ontology annotation, molecular function: metal ion binding. The record is from RefSeq and is a predicted model, not a curated record.
UGGAAUAAUAUGGUAUUUUGUUUGAAGUUUAAUAUUAAUUAAAUUAUUUUUAUUUCUUUAUUUAUAUUUUAAUAGAGUAUUUAUUAAUUAAUAUUAUUGUAAUAUGUUUAUAUAUGUGCUAGUUAUUUAUAAAAGUUUUAUGAAUUCAAAUUAGUUAUGACAAAUAUAAGGACCAUAUUAUAAAAUAUAAGGACCAUAUUAUAAAAUAUAAAUAGUUUUGAAGUUGAGUUUAAAGUUUUUCUUUCGAAGAAGAACACCUUUAAACUUUGAAUAUAGAGUUUUGGAAACUUCAAAAUAGAAUUCAUUUUUGGAGAUGCUCUCGAGACGUUGUAAACGACACCAAGCACACUGCAUUUCCCUAUUAGAAAUAAAUUUUUAUUAUCUGUCACUUAGGUUGCAUUUUGUCAAUUUUCUCGUUGAACAUAUAUGAAAAUACCAUAAUCCCUUAGUAAAAAUUAUUAAAUGAAACCAAAUGAUCACUUAUUAAUUGAAUUUUGUGAUUCUGCCUUCUUAAAGACCCAAUAACAGAUUUAGAAAUUAGAACCCAAAUGGUUAUGAUGGUAUUCAUUUUCUCAAAGAAAUUUCUGUUUAAUCAUAGAUAUGUCUUUGUAUAUACACAAUAUGAGAAGAAAACUGAAACACAUUAACUGUUAAGAAAAACAUACAGAGCAAAAAAGACGUUGGAUCAAAAAUGCUAUCAGAAAUUUCAGUAACCAUAGUACCAUACCAUAAUACCACAGAGAACAAAAAAACAAAAUAAAAGGAAGAAUGAGAAGAAUUGUCGGAGGUUAUUAUCCAAUAAAUAUAGAUGAUUUAAUGCUGUUUUAAAAAUAUUUUAGUAAGCAAAUAUCUGACGUGGAAUAAAACAAAAAAUGGAAAAGCUGAGUACGGAGUCUGGAGACUGGAGCAUACGGAUCCCUCUCUCGCCGCCUCUGGUGCUAAAACGCCUUUUGCAGUUUUCGUCCUCUUUCCAUUUUCUCUCCCUCUUUUUUUUUUUGAUUCAUCAGAAGAAAAAUAUAGAAGCAUUGUGAUUCAUCCACGUUCAAGCACACGCACACGCUUUUCUUCUCGCUCGCUCGCUCUGUCUGCCUGCUGAUUUUUUCGAGAUUCAACGUCGUCGCUCAUACUUUGAUUUCUAUUCUGUUCGUCGUUUUUUUUUGAGGUUCCUUAAUCCUUACUUUCCUUUUUUUUUUUCCAGUGUUUGCGGAAGAUGGAUAAACCGAUGUGCGAGUGUGACGUGGAGAAGAAGAAAAAAGAGGCGGUUCACGUGGUUCUUCAGGUGGAUCUUCACUGCGACGGAUGCAUCUCCAGGAUCGUCAGAUUAGCUGGCUGUUUGGAAGGAGUUGAAAUAGUGAGAGCGGAUCCUGUUUCCAACAAGCUCACUCUCAUUGGGUUCAUGGAUCCAGUGAAGACUGCAGAGAAACUGCAGAAGAAGACCAAGAAGAAGAUCCAGCUGCUAUCUCCCAAGCCUAAGAACGUCACCAAAGUAAACAACGACUCAAAGGCUCAUGUCAAGACUACUAUGAUCGCUGUGAGCACAGUGAGCCUGAAGUUGAAUUGCGCAUGUGACGGUUGCGUCAAGAGGAUUCACAAAACCAUCUCCAAGACCAAAGGUGUCUACCAGGUGAAAAUAGACAGAGAGAAGGAAGUAGUUAGUGUCACAGGGACGAUGGAGUUUAAGACUGUGACAGAGAAUUUGAAAAGGAAACUGAAGAAAACCGUCCAGGUUGUGCCUGAGAAGUUGGAGAAGAAGAAAGAGAAUGCAGCGGGAAUCUCCAAAUCCGGGUCUCCAGGCCUGCCAUGCUACGGUUUCAAUUAUGGGAUUGGGCCUUACGGUUUCAUGGGAGGCCCAAUCACAGAGCUUUUCAGCGAGGAGGAUCCCAACUCUUGCUGCGUUAUGUGAUUUUGAGGCGAUAAAACGAUUGGAGUUGUUUAUCACGGCAAAUAACUAUAGGAGGCGUAUAUAUAUAUGAUAUCUAAGGAACAUCAACUGAAAAGAAAACCCGAAGUCAGGACCGGCAGGUAGAUGUUUUUGUGAUGGACUUAAGACUUGCGUAAAUUGCAAUACUUUUCCUUUUUGAGGGAUGUUGCAACGACAAUACAUGACACUUUUCUAUAGGGUAAUUUUG